AUGUCCUCCAUGCCCACGACGCGCCGCAUAGUGACGGGCCACGACCCUGCCGGCCGCUCUGUCAUCGAGUCCGACAUGGUCCUGACCCCCGCGAACCCCGUCGACCCCGCGGGCGCACCCCCCGAGGGCAUCAUCCCGGGCUUCACGAACCUGUUCAAGACGACCGGGUGGCCGGCGACGAACGUGCAGGGCGACUGGUACGAUGCGCACGGUAAGAAGAUCGGCUUGGUGGACGAGAGCGGGGUGUUUGGGCGGAUUGUCGACUUCCCCCCCACAAGCGACCAGCCCGACGACGUGAACAUCACGCACCGGACGCAGAGCAUCGACUUCGGCAUCGUGCUGAAAGGCACCAUCACAAUGGUCCUGGACGACGGAUCCAAGACGGUGCUGAAGGAAGGCGACGUCUGCGUGCAGCGCGGCACAGACCACGCCUGGAGCAACACGUCAACGGAAAAUUGUCGCAUGUUCUUUGUGCUGGUGCCAAGCGUGCCCAUCCGGAACGAGGCGACGGGACGGAUCUUUGAGCUGACGCCGAUGGGACAUCUUGAGGAUGAGGCGCAUGUUCGUGCUGCGAGGUAA
Exophiala spinifera is the source of this 579-nucleotide messenger RNA. RefSeq lists its product as uncharacterized. Bases 1 to 579 code for a protein of 192 amino acids. The record is from RefSeq and is a predicted model, not a curated record. The transcript is spliced from 3 exons. NCBI's taxonomy places the organism in Eukaryota, Fungi, Ascomycota, Eurotiomycetes, Chaetothyriales, Herpotrichiellaceae.